UGCCUCGGGACUUUCACCUUAUAAAAACAACUCAAUAGAUGGCGAUUGACUUUCGGGUUCACUAUUUGAUCGCUAGAGUUCGUUGACAAAUUUUACUAGCCGUACACAAUGGCCGCCUUAGCGACGAGCAGAAUAUUUUUCUCUCGAGGUCUUUCUGCUGCAUCCAAAAGAUGUCUGCGUCAGUUCAGUCGUCAAACUGGGCUGUUGGCUCCAACUGGCCGUAUUCUAGUUGCCAGAUCAGCCUGCCUGCUCUCCAGACGAUCCAUUUCCAUCUCUUCUAGAUUAUUAGCUGCUCCCACAGAGAAAAAGGUUUUCCAAAGAGACAAACCCCAUUGUAAUAUUGGAACCAUUGGACAUGUAGAUCAUGGAAAAACUACACUUACUGCAGCGAUCACUACAGUGCUAUCUGAAAAGGCUAUGGCCAAAGCCAAACGAUAUGAUGAGAUUGAUAAUGCACCAGAAGAAAAAGCAAGAGGCAUUACCAUCAAUGUUGCUCAUGUUGAAUACAUGACAGAAAGUCGCCACUAUGGACACACUGAUUGCCCUGGUCAUGCUGAUUACAUCAAAAACAUGAUUACUGGAACUGCUCAGAUGGACGGAGCUAUCCUGGUGGUGGCGGCGACAGAUGGUGCUAUGCCGCAAACCAGAGAACAUUUGCUUCUUGCUAAGCAAAUUGGUGUGGAACACAUCGUCGUUUUCAUCAAUAAGGUUGAUGCUGCUGAUCAAGAAAUGGUGGAACUGGUAGAAAUGGAAAUUCGCGAGCUGAUGUCUCAGAUCGGCUAUGAUGGUGACAAUGUUCCUUUCAUUUCUGGAUCAGCUCUGUGUGCCCUUGAAGGACGGAGUCCGGAAAUUGGAGUUGAAGCCAUUCAAAAACUGAUGGCUGCCGUCGAUUCCUAUAUCCCAACGCCAGUCCGUGAAUUAGAGAAACCUUUCCUUAUGCCCGUCGAAAAUGUUUAUUCAAUUCCUGGUCGUGGUACCGUCGUUACCGGCCGAUUGGAACGUGGUGUUAUCAAGAAGGGAAUGGAUUGCGAGUUUGUUGGUUACAGCAAAACCAUCAAAACUACAAUUACCGGAAUUGAAAUGUUUCAUCAAAUUUUGGAGGAAUCUCAAGCUGGAGAUCAGCUUGGAGCCUUAGUUCGUGGUGUUAAACGUGAUGAUAUCCGCAGAGGAAUGGUUAUGGCCAAACCUGGAACCAUGAAAGCCCAUGAUGACUUGGAAGCCCAGGUCUACAUUCUAAAUAAAGAAGAAGGUGGUCGAUCCAAACCAUUCACCUCGUUCAUCCAAAUGCAAAUGUUUUCGAAGACUUGGGAUUGCGCCACUCAAGUUUCCUUGAUGGAAAAAGAGAUGGCUAUGCCCGGAGAAGACGCCAAGUUGAGACUUUGCCUCCUGAAACCCAUGGUGGUCGAACAGGGCCAGCGUUUCACAUUGCGUGACGGUACCCUGACGUUGGGCACUGGUGUCAUCACUAAAAUUAAUCCGAGAUUGAAGGAAGAUGAGAGAAUGCUCCUGACGGAGGGCAAGAAAGCUCGUGAGAAGGCGGCUGCUGUCAAGAAGUGAAUAUCCAUUAAUAGCAGUAUCUAGUUAAACGAUUCAUUGAAUUUCAAUAAAAAAAAAGUCAUUUCAAA
This is a messenger RNA of Daphnia pulicaria, 1625 nucleotides long. It is a transcript of the gene mEFTu1, whose product is annotated as elongation factor Tu, mitochondrial-like. The coding region runs from base 109 to 1557 and encodes 482 amino acids. NCBI's taxonomy places the organism in Eukaryota, Metazoa, Arthropoda, Branchiopoda, Diplostraca, Daphniidae. Gene Ontology annotation, cellular component: mitochondrion. The transcript has 9 exons. Gene Ontology annotation, biological process: mitochondrial translational elongation. Gene Ontology annotation, molecular function: GTP binding; GTPase activity; translation elongation factor activity. The record is from RefSeq and is a predicted model, not a curated record.